This is a messenger RNA of Papilio machaon (common yellow swallowtail), 788 nucleotides long. RefSeq lists its product as uncharacterized. Bases 102 to 788 code for a protein of 228 amino acids. The transcript has 4 exons. The record is from RefSeq and is a predicted model, not a curated record. Lineage: Eukaryota; Metazoa; Arthropoda; Insecta; Lepidoptera; Papilionidae. Gene Ontology annotation, biological process: cilium assembly. Gene Ontology annotation, cellular component: centriole; non-motile cilium.
CAUAUCAAAUAACAAAUCUAAACAGCUGUUUUGUGGAUUACUUAUUUACUUCUAAAAACAUUUUGCUGUCUAGAGGUAAAACUUACUAAUUUCAUAUAAUCAUGGACACCGAUGAUUACAACGAAAUAACAUCGCAGUUAGACGCAAGAGAAAUAUUGCGCUAUCUUAAUCAUUUAGGAAUACACAACAUAAGCGGAGAAGUUUUAAAAUACUUCAUAACAGAUUUAAAGAAACUAAUAAAAUACGACUUGCAACACAAAUAUGAAAAUGAAAACACAAGAAGUCCAUUGAACCUGGGAACUGAAAGGUUACACAGUGCUAGUACAUUUUCGUCCAGAGCCAGAUCAAGAGCCACAACCAGUGAUAUAAUAUGUUGUGCUAAACAAAGCCAAAGACCGAAAAAACUUCUAGACCUUCGCAACAUACACUCAGCGCCUAAUUUAUUUCAUGCAAAAGAGAAAGUCACACUGUCAAAAAAAGCAUGCACAUGCGAGCGAGAAGUGAAGAAAUCUGACAUUUUAUCUAAAGACUCAAAAACUACACCAUCAAUCAACAGUAAUUUUAUUAGAAAACCAAAAGAGCCUGUAAAAAGAAAACACGACCCAGUUACUUUGUAUCAUUAUUAUUCAUCAUUAUGGGAAAAAUAUAAACCAAAUGUACCUGGAGAGAACAAUUGGUCAGAACUGAGGUGGAGUAUAAGACAGAAAAUGGCAGGAAGUGCUGCCUCACAGUCUAGCAGAAUUUCUGUCCCCACGAGACCACUUAUCCAUAAUAAGAAAUUGAAGUGA